Molecule: messenger RNA, 4897 nt
Organism: Bufo bufo (common toad)
Lineage: Eukaryota; Metazoa; Chordata; Amphibia; Anura; Bufonidae
Gene: TAF4
Product: TATA-box binding protein associated factor 4
Exons: 17
Coding region: 598-3774 (1058 amino acids)
Biological process (GO): DNA-templated transcription; transcription initiation at RNA polymerase II promoter
Cellular component (GO): transcription factor TFIID complex
Molecular function (GO): protein heterodimerization activity; RNA polymerase II general transcription initiation factor activity; DNA binding
Source: RefSeq, a predicted model, not a curated record
AUGGAAGCAGCCCCGGCACCUGUGCACGGGGCAAGUCCGGGCGCUAUUACCUCAUGUACCCGGAAACUGUCUGUGACGGCUCCCCCUCUCCUCCUGCCCCCGGUAUCCCGCGUCCUGACAUACCGCCUCCCUAUCUCCGCCCCCGGAGGCUGGGUGUGUAUGACAAGAGAGCGGGCUUCUGUCUCCCGUUUAUAGCGCUAUCAGCCGGGGAACUAUCAGCCUCCAACCGGCGGCAGGUGUGACGCCCUUCAGUCGGGCGCUCACCCGCAGCCAUUUUGAAUUAGCACAGACAAAGAGACGAGACCCCCCCUCCCCCUGGGCUCGUGAAGGCGCUCUCAGUGCCAUCUUCCUGCCUCUAAACCCAUCUCCGCGCUCAGCUAUCUCCGCCAGGCCCGCCGCCGUGUACUGUGACCGCUGUCACCCCGGGAGGUCUGCUCCAUUCCCUCCUGGAACACCAAAUACCGCUCGCAGCCAUUUGCCCACGCUUUAUAUAGGGCGGCACCGGCCAAUGGGGGCGUUCGUUUGGAGUGACGUGUUUGGCCAGCCGCGCAGGCGCAGAGCGCCGCUGCCCUCCUGGAGUUGAGCGGCGGAGUAAAGAUGGCGGCGGGUUCGGAUCUGCUGGAUGAUUUCUUCAACACGGACGUGGACGAGAAAGUGGUCAGUGAUCUGGUGGGCUCAUUGGAGUCCCAGCUGGCAGCCGCAGCCCACCACCACCAUCACCACCACCACCCACAGCAGCCGCAUCCGGGCCCCCCCGAGGUCCGCAGCCAGGCCCUAGCCAACCAUGUUGCCAGCCCUGGGGUAGGGGCAGCAGCCAGUGCCGGGGUCCAGUCAGAGACGAAAAUAGGAAUCGCCCCGGAGAUGCCCAAGACGGGUCGCCCGGACGCGCAGUUUGUGGGUACCUGCCUCUUACCUGAGCCCAGCAGAAGCUGCCAUCUAGGUUUCAGGUUGUCUUGGUCAGGAGCUGCUGUGCCUGGAGUUCAAGGAAGCGUCAUCAACAACAGCCGACCACAGACUGCGGCCCAGCAGCCGGACGGUGUCCAGUCCUCUGGAUCUGAACCCCCAGGACCGCUGAGUCAGGCCAAAGCUGGAGUCCUUGGCACCAUAGCGACUGCUGUGCCCAACCACGGCUCAGGGAACAGCAAGCCUGUGGCCCUGCAGACCAUGAACGGGAGUAAUGUGGUAAUAAAUUCUCAUGGACCUGGCGGGCACGCAACCGCUUUUCAGGGGAAUAGUAAUCCUACCCCGGGUGUUAACCUGGUGAACAAUGGCCCUGCGCCUGUCGCCAAGGGUGGUGUAAGCGCCGGGGCCAACACAGUGAUUCAGACUUCGUACCUUGCAACAACCAAUGUGUCGGCUUCUGUCAUCUCCUCCUCGUCUACAUCGACUGCUGGGGCAGCUGCACAGCCCGCGGGCAUGGCAGGUGUGCCCACUACUGUAGCACUGGUUAGACCUCUUGUGCAUCAGGGAGUGCCAGCCACCCAGAAUGGAAGCAAUACUGUGAUCAAUUCCCCUUUGUCGGCACCUGGUGGGGUUUCUUUGCAAAUCAACAGCCAACCUACCCCGGCCCCUAGCCAGGUGAUCAAGUCGGACUCCCCCAAAACUAUUAUUCAGACUCCUCAGCAGAGCCAGCCUCACCCUGGAAACAUGGUUAUAGGACAGACUAUGCAAGCGGGGCAUCCUGGCCCUGGAGGGGCAGCUCCUGCACCUGGCACUCCUGCGGCAAUGGGCAAAGCGACAGUCGGCACUGUGCCUCAAAGCUUGCCAAGGACUCCUACAGCAGCACCAGCUGGCGGCAUCAGGGCAACUAUUGCACCUCCUAUGUUGGCGCCACGAGUGCCGCAGCCUCCAAACCCAACCAACAUCCAAAACUUUCAGCUACCCCCAGGGAUGGUCCUUGUUCGGAGUGAGAAUGGUCAGUUGUUAAUGAUCCCCCAGCAGGCUCUGGCACAGAUGCAGGCUCAGGUUCAAGCACAGGCCCAGUCACAAGCUCAGAAUGCAAUGGCCACUCGUCCCGCUACUCCUACCAGUGCCCCGCCGGUGCAGAUCUCUGCGGUGCAGUCUCCCGGAGCACCCCUAUUGGCAAGGCAGGUAACGCCAACUACCAUCAUCAAGCAAGUGUCUCAGACACCAACCACCAUGCAACCCACCACCACACUACAGCGGCCCCCUGUUGUACAGAAUCAGAUAGUACUCGGCAGCACACCACAAACUGCCACUUUGGGGACAGCAACGGCCGUACAGACUGGAACUCCUCAGAGACCGGUGCAAGGAGCCGCUACCCCUACGACAGCCACCACGGAAACCAUGGAAAAUGUGAAGAAAUGUAAGAAUUUUUUAUCUACGUUAAUUAAGCUGGCUUCAUCGGGUAAACAGUCCUCUGAGACAGCAGCUAAUGUAAAAGAACUCGUGCAGAAUCUGCUGGAUGGGAAAAUCGAAGCUGAAGACUUCACCAGUAGGUUAUACAGAGAACUAAAUUCUUCACCUCAACCUUACCUUGUGCCUUUUCUGAAGAGGAGCCUCCCAGCCUUGCGCCAACUGACGCCAGACUCUGCAGCCUUCAUUCAACAGAGUCAGCAGCAACAGCCCCCAACGCAGGCCACCACCGCCCUCACCGCAGUGAUGUUAAACAGCUCUGUGCAACGCACAGCCGGCAAGACCACUGCCACCGUCACGAACACAUUACAGCAGCCAGUCAUCAGCCUUGCACAGACCAAACCUGGACAGCCAACCCCACUGGUAAUCCAGCAGGCACAUAAAGCGGGAGCAGUAGUACGGCCACCACAGGUCACAUUGACCCAGACGCCCAUGGUAGCACUUAGACCACCUCAAAGAGGGUUAAUGGUCACCACUCAACAACAAAUACAUUUAAACCAGCUACAUACAGUUCCAGUCGUGAAACCAACCAUCGUAACAGGAAACAAAACAUUUCCCGCAAUGGCGGCGCAGAUGGCUGCAGCACAGAAAAAUAAAUUAAAAGAACCGGGGGGAGGGUCAUUCAGAGAUGAUGAUGACAUUAAUGAUGUAGCGUCCAUGGCCGGCGUGAACCUGUCUGAGGAAAGCGCAAGGAUAUUGGCCACAAAUUCUGAGCUGGUGGGCACGUUAACGCGAUCCUGUAAAGAUGAAACGUUCCUCUUGCCUGCAUUACUACAGCGAAGGAUACUAGAGAUUGGUAAAAAACAUGGCAUUACAGAAAUCCACCCAGACGUCGUUGGUUAUGUUUCUCAUGCUACACAGCAGCGACUUCAGAACAUUGUAGAGAAAAUCUCAGAAACGGCUCAGCAGAAGAACAUUUCUCAUAAGGAGGACGACCGGUACGAGCAGUCAACUGAUGUUCGGACACAACUCAAGUUCUUCGAACAGCUCGACCAAAUAGAGAAGCAAAGGAAGGAUGAACAGGAGCGGGAGAUCCUCAUGCGAGCAGCAAAGUCUCGGUCACGGCAGGAAGAUCCUGAACAGUUACGGCUAAAACAGAAGGCCAAGGAGAUGCAACAGCAGGAAUUGGCGCAAAUGAGGCAGCGGGAUGCAAAUUUAACGGCGUUGGCAGCUAUUGGUCCUCGAAAAAAGAGGAAAGUGGAUUCACCGGGUUCUGGGUCAGGGUCAGAGGCAUCGAGCACAAGUACAACGCCCGCCAGCAGUUCUGGAGCAGGGGGCAGCAGACCGUUUACAAGACAAAGGAUAACACGAGUCAAUCUCAGGGACCUCAUAUUUUGUUUGGAAAACGAGCGAGAGACAAGCCAUUCACUAUUGCUAUAUAAAGCAUUCCUUAAGUGAAUACAGAUACAGUAAAAAAACUAAACAAAAAUGGAAAAGAUCAAGGUAUUUUUGUUUUUGCAAAGACGACACCCCAUUCCCCCCUUUUUCCUUCUGCUGGGACUAUUUUAUACUUUGCAAAUUUUUUUUUUUUUUUGCUUCCUCACCCCCAACUUCUUUAUGGAAUGGUAAUCAUAAAAUCUGCAAAAUCCUUCCAUUUUUAAAUAAAACCUCCAAAUGGUGGUAAAUGGCACAGAGAGCUGCAAGAGAGGAGAAUUCUUGGACGGACCCCACGACGAGGAAAGCUGCCUUCUGCAAAACAAGCCAUAUAAGGAAAACCUGUUCCUUUUAAUGAAUGGAUUCCAUUUUUAAAACUUUAUUCUACUUUUAACUACUUCGCCCAUAAUUUUAAUUCCAUCUUUUACCCCUCGUUCGCCCCAUCAUUGCUGGUGAGGGGUUAACAAGUUAUGCAUUGCUCCUUUUUUUGCAGAUGGCAGAGGACCCCCCCCCCCCCCCCCGCCACCCCGUUGCUUCCUUCUUUUUCAUAUUUAUUGGUUUUAUCUGCUUGGACACCUCUACUGCCGUGGGAUGCACAGACCAGAAUCCUCUUUCGUCUCUGAAAUUUUAACAAUCUACAGUUUUUAUUUUAUUUUUUUGUUUGUAUAUCAUUGCCAUUUUGUUUAAAACAACCUCAGUUUUUAAAUAAUUUUCCACAAUAAAACUUUAAAAAAGUGUUUUUCUGUAGGAAAAAAAUUUUAACUUGGGGAAAAAAAAAACAAUGCAAUGCUGUUUUAGCUUUUUGUUUGUAUAAAAAAAAAAAAUAUGAAUUUGUGUACCCUGUGGGCAGUUGCAAAGUUUAUAUGACAAAGGAAGGUAACAUUUUAUGACAAAUAUAUAAAUAUAUAUAUUUUACUUGCACUGUUUCAUUUUCCUUUUUAUUUCUCCUUUUAUGUUCACCCUGCCUCUACAGCAGACAUCUGUGUUUUAUAGCACAGGAAGGGUUAAAUUAAGUAUUUUUUCUUUUGUGACACACGUGGUAAAGUCUAUACAUGGCUUGCUGUAAUUUUUGAGUAGUUACUGUAGAUUUUUGGCACAUGAUGGGGGAAGGGGUUCUAGAAUACAAAAUCUCCAGUUCUACCGCAAA